CGACUUGGACAAAAUGCUAGACUGCCCUGUGCACCUGCUGUUGUUAUUCAUGUUAAUAAUGUCUGUUUUCUUUUGGCAGGUGUAUGCCCCGUCUCCCAACACAGAAGACUUCAACAGAGAUUCUCCCUCCUACUCAUCUCCCAAACCCCCCAGCAGUAUGUUUGCAACCACUUUCUUUGAUGGGACCCACAACUCUUCUGAUCCGUGGAAUUCCUCCAAUGGGAUCAACCAGCCUAGUUAUGGAGGAAUGCUGGGAGGAUCUUCAUCUCACAUGCCGCAGUCAGGAAAUUACGUCAACAUGCACUCACAUGACCGCCUGAAUUACCCUCCACACUCUGUGUCGCCGACAGACAUCCAUGCCAGUCUUCCUCCAAUGUCCAGCUUCCACCGCAGCAACGCCAGCACUUCACCAUUCGUUAACCCAACACACACCSCGCCUGUCAACACCACCGACGGGGYCAUGGUUGCUSCAAAUCGGGGGAACGCCWCUGGAAGCCAGCAGACUGGAGAUGCMCUGGGCAAAGCCUUGGCUUCRAUUUAUUCACCUGACCACACCAGCAGUAGUUUUCCAUCCAACCCCUCCACCCCUGUAGGAUCUCCGUCGCCCCUGACUGGCACAGCAGGUGCUGCCGCCUCAGCAGGUACAGUGGUGACCACCGGCGCCCCCUCUGGAAGGGCAGGUACCAACCAAUGGUCCCGUGGUGCAGCCGGACAGAGCCCGUCCUCCCCCAACUAUGAGAACUCCCUGCACUCACUGGUAAGUCUCCCUGCCCCCCCCUCUCUUCCCUUCCCCCACACCCUGAGCACUUUUUAA
Molecule: messenger RNA, 814 nt
Organism: Salvelinus sp. IW2-2015
Lineage: Eukaryota; Metazoa; Chordata; Actinopteri; Salmoniformes; Salmonidae
Product: transcription factor 12-like
Biological process (GO): regulation of transcription by RNA polymerase II
Cellular component (GO): transcription regulator complex; chromatin
Molecular function (GO): RNA polymerase II cis-regulatory region sequence-specific DNA binding; DNA-binding transcription factor activity, RNA polymerase II-specific
Source: RefSeq, a predicted model, not a curated record